AAAAUUGUGUGCGGCCUCGGGGGCUGAGUUUACGUUUCGAGUAUAAAAAGCAGCAAUAACGUCCUACCAGCAUCAGUAUCCUCUGAGCCUUCUCUUGUGUAUCAACAAAGAACCACCCAAAAAAAAACAAAAUGAAAGCCUUCGUGUGCGUAGUCCUGCUCGCCGCCGCCGCCCUGGCCGCCCCUGAAGGCAAGCGCGACAAGCGCGGCUACCUAUCCCUGGACCACGGCCACCUCUCUCUGGACCACGGACUGGACUACCACUCCCUCCACGCGCCCCUCUCGCUCUCGCACUACCCGUCCCUGUCGCACUACGACAGCCUGAGCCACCACGACCUGUCGUACGGCCACGGCUACGGCCACGACCUGUAUGCCCACGGACACGGGCUCAGUCUGCUGGACCACGCUCCCGUCCUGCACUCGUCUGCCAAGAUCGUCUCCGUCAACAAAGUCGUUGAGGUCCCUAAGGUGGUGUCAGUCAAGAAAGUAGUGUCAGUCCCUAAGGUGGUCUCUGUUCCUCAGAUCGUGAAGGUCUCCAAGCUGGUACAUGAGCCCACUCUUAGCCUUUCAUCCCACAACUCUGGUUGGUGGUAAACUAGACUACCCACCUUAGUAUAGAGGCUACUGUUGUAUUACCAAAUCUAUGAUUAGAAAUAUACUUUAAGUUUUUUUACUGA
Plutella xylostella (diamondback moth) is the source of this 676-nucleotide messenger RNA. It is a transcript of the gene CPG25, whose product is annotated as cuticular protein glycine-rich 25. The record is from RefSeq and is a predicted model, not a curated record. NCBI's taxonomy places the organism in Eukaryota, Metazoa, Arthropoda, Insecta, Lepidoptera, Plutellidae.